GUCCAGGCUGCUCGGUACAACAUGGCCAAGUGAGCGAUGAUAACUGAAGAAGAAAAAAAAAGACGACGUGUACAUCACGAAUUCAGCGAGGUGUUCAUCAAGGAGACCUCUUCCUUGAAAGUUUCACUGCUUUCAAAACAAGCGUCCUUGCUGCUUCACAUGCGUGGUCCAAGCGGGGACGCUUUGAGCCUCCUCGCGUCUCGAGCGGCGUGAUCUGGGCUGCUACAGCUGCUGCAUGCGUGCAGACACGAGAAAACCCUGGAUUUCAGUGAAGAUUUGAUGUCUGUGGAAUGGUUUUGCCAUCAUGGCGGCCACAUGGAUGUCGGUGGUUGUCAUGCUGGUAGGAGUGGCGGACGUGUACGCGGUGAAAAACGAGAGUGACAGUCGGCCAUGCGCGAGCGUCCACGCGUCCAGUUCAGUGGUGGCGAUGGGGUCGCCCGUAGAAGCCACCUGCACGAUCGCCAAUGGCUGCCCCCUCCUCGUUGGCGAUGUGGAGUGGCGACUGGACGACCUGGUCUUUCCCAGCAUACCCGUGGCCAAUGGGAGCAACAGAUCCUAUCGAGUGGUCAUCCCCAGUUUCACACACACCAAGGCCGUCCUCACCUGCUGCGUCCACACCUCGUCCAUGCCGAUCAUCGGAGGGGUGGUAAUCCGUGCUGGAUAUCCCCCUCCAGUGCCACAGAACCUAAGCUGUCAGGCCAACCUCUCCACCCACAGAAGCCUGACCUGUAUCUGGGAAGCCAACCUGCAAGUGACCCACCUGCCCACAAAGUACACCCUCCACACACACAUAGGGAGUUUAAACAAGAACCACGCUUACGAGCUGCCACCGGGGGUCCAGAGCUAUACCAUCCCUCGCACCGGCUUUGUGUUAUUCUCAGAAAUGGAAAUAUAUGUAAAAGCUGUGAAUCAGCUGGGAGAAGCGAGUUCAGCGCCGCUCACUUUGGAGCCUGUCAGUUCAGCUAAAUUUGACCCGCCAAAGAUUGUGAAAAUCCAAGCGGUGCAGCUCGGCUGCCUCCGGCUAAGAUGGGACUUAUCCAAGCACGAGCACUGGAUGAAGGACUACAUGAGCCUUGAAGUCAGACUGAAGACGGCGGAUAGCAGCCUGUGGAACCAACCACCAAUCCUGGUGUCUCGGGUGCAGCCCAAGAAGCCUGUGGACCGGUGUCGUCUGCUGCACGGGAUGCAGUACGUGGCCCAGAUCAGAGUUCAAUACCAGCAAAGCCCCUGGAGUGAAUGGAGCAGCAGCCAAUCUGCAGUCACCAUGGAGAGUGCUCCCACAGGACUCCUGGACACAUGGAUGAGGGGGACAGGGGAUCACAUGCACAAACAGCUCCAAAUGCUCUUGUUUUGGAAGCCCUCACAGUGGUUCAGAGCCAACGGGCGAAACAUGUCUUACAUUGUCUCGGUGCAAAAAGUGGUGAGUAAGAGGGGAACGCUCUGCACUACCGCCAGGAGUCAUUGCACCUUCCAGCUUCCCCGGAGAGCAAGGAAAGUGUACAUCAUUGCAGUGAAUGCAGCUGGGAAAUCCUCCCCUACGCAAGUCAGAAUCUACCGUCCCAAAGCGCAUGAGGCGAUAUCGGACGUCAGCGCCGUCGCUCUUGAUAACGGAUCCCUUCUGGUCCAGUGGAAGAAGCUCACGUCAGCCAAUCUUGUUGAUUACGUGGUGGAAUGGAGACCUCUUUUACGGAACGACCUCUCCUUUGUUCAGUUUGAGCUGGCAGGCGGGAAUAUGUCCAACCUCGUCAUAACAGGCUUUGAGCCGUACAAGCCCUACGGGAUCUCCGUGUAUCCCAGAUUUAAGGACGGGAUCGGCCGGCCUCAGACUGUUAAUGCCUACUCGCUGCAGAAGGCGCCAUCUGUGGUUCCAAAUAUAACUAUUGAUAAGAACUGGCAGUCUCACGUGGAACUCACCUGGGAUGAAAUACCUUUGGACCAACGCAACGGGAUUAUUCGCAGCUACAAACUGUUGUACUGGGAUGAGGCAAAGCGAGUUCAUGUGGCGAUUGGAGACCUGGAAGAGAGACGAGUGGUCCUGACAGGCCUCCACGCCUUGUCUGUUUACGAUGCUGUGUUGACGGUGAGCACGGACGGCGGGAGCCGAAACGGGUCGAUGGUUCAUUUUGAUAUCAAAGGAAUGGAUGGGGUGGCUGUCGUGUUGAUGGUGGUGUUGCCCGGGGUGGGUUUAGCUCUGCUUUUCAUUGUCACGGUGGUGUCUUGUUACACCAAAGAAAGCAGGCUGAAAGUGCGCUUUUGGCCCUCUGUUCCCGAUCCUGCAAACAGCAGCAUCAAAAGUUGGACUUCUGAAUCCACACAGGAUAUCAUAUCUUCUUGGGGCAGUGAAGAGCCUAAUCCAAUAUACCUGUCCCACCUGAGUUUCCUGGAGCUCCCCAUGAAACCAAACAAAGAAGAGGAAGAUGAUAGUCCUUGGUCUCACGGCCCAGAAGACACCAGCGACCUUGGAGAGUCCAUUUGCGGCUCCCCUUUCCUUCCCGUCUUCUCGUCCUCAAACAGUGACUCCGUCCCUUACGCCACCGUCAUUUUUCCCGCUCCAUGCUCGCCACCCCAGCAGCACCCCCACGUGUACCUGCGCUCGGAGUCCACGCAGCCUCUGUUGGAGUCGGAAGACCUCCAGAGUCCAAAGUGCUACCAGAACCUGGCAUGUGACGGCUCGCAUGGGGAACAGUGCUUUUUUGGACCGUGUGGGGGUCCCGCGGAAGGAGAAGAGGCGGAGCCAGCCAUUCAUUGGGAUGACUUCCCUUUUUUAAGAUCAUUAGCCAUAAGUGACACUCAGUGAUGUGCAAACUGUGGUACGUGUACCCGCAAAAAUACAAUCACAUUGCAGACAUGUACACACGGAAUAGUGGUACCAUCCAAAUUCAAAAUGAACGUUUAAUUUGCCUCAUGCACCACAAGCCAAUUAGCUGCAAGUGCACGCCACACAGUCCAAGAUAAACGGUGGUACUUAUUUUUGAGGUGGUACGGCUCAGGUGGUAGAGCGGUCGUCUCCCCACCUGAACAUUGCUGGUUCGACACUCCGUCCUUCCGUGACCAUGUGAAAGUAUCCUUGGGCAAGACACUGAACCCCCCCCUUGCUCCUGAUGCUGUGUCAUCAGCAGGUAAAUGUGGGAAUCGUGUCUUUAAAGUGGGAUAGUGUCGAAGAGCUACGAGUACCUUGAAGGUAAAAAAGAGCUGUACAAGUCAAAGUCCAUUUCCAUUUACUUUUAAAUGUUUUAUUUGUAAAUGUAUUGUGCUCUGGUGUGUAAUCUUGGUAAAAAUCAAUGAAGGAAUCACUUAGUUGAUUACACAGAUGUACAUUCUCUAUCACAGGGGCUUUUCAAGUUGUGGCACUGUCAGCCACCCCCUGAAAAACCGAUUUUCUCAAGCAUAUUUUGUUUAGUUUCCUGCUCAGCCCAGGCUGUGUUUACUCACUCACUGCAAGAACUCUAAAUCUGUUUGUUUAACAGGUUCGAAGCGCGAUUUUUGUUUAUUUUUCUCAAGCUGCUAUGCCUCACCUAAAGUUUGCCGGCACCUUUCAGGCGAGGCCCGCCUCACUCUUUGAAAAAAACCCUGCUCAUCCUAUGCUUUUUUUUAUAUAUAUUUUUAAAUAAAGCAUUGUUACAUUAUUUGAACUUUUAUAACCUACAAAAACGAAGAGAAGCCCAUUUUUGCGACGCACCAUCAUUCUGGUAAGAACAGAAAUGUGAAAAAAUUAUAUUCUAUAGCCGAAUGACCUAUUAUUUACUCUGUAGGGAAGGCAAGUUUAUUUAUUGAUCAUAUCAUCAUAUACAAAAGUUAUUCAGUGUGCGUCAUGACAAAUUGGGUAAUGGUAAUGGUUUCAUUUUAUUUGAACAUGCAUACAAGUUACAAUGGAAUACAUCACAUAAUUCAAGUCACAGUUCCACAUGUCCAAAAGGACACAGCUCUGGUGUGCUUUCCCCAGAACAAAAGGCAGUAGCAUCAUCCACAAAUAAUACCAACUUUAAGUCUUUCGUCACUUUGCAGAUGUCGUUGAUAUACAAGUUGAACAGUUUGGGUCCCAAUACUGACCCCUGGGGUACUCCACAGGUAAUAUUUAAACCUGCAGAUGUGUAUUUUCCUAGCUUUACAAAUUGCUUCCUGUUUGCUGGGUAACUUUUAACCCAAUUCUAAACUAAUCCUCUAAUUCCAUACCUUUCUAAUUUUGUUGUUAGGAUGUGGUGAUGAAAUGUAUCAAAGGCUUUUGUGAGAUCCAUAAAUACUGCAGCUGCACAUUUUCUGUGGUCUAUAAUUUCCUCCGUGAUUUCAAUCAGUGUCAUGGAGGUCGGAAUGUUAGCUCUGCAUCCCUAUUGGCUACCUGCUAUUCUUAUUGAUAAAUUUGUCCAACCCGUUAUUGAAUAGCUUCUCAAUAAUUUUAGAAAAUUGGGGUAAUAAGGAAACUAGUCGGUAAUUUGUAAAUUGAUGUUUGACUCAAUUUUUUAAAAAUUGGCACUCCUUUAGCUAUUUUCAUUUUGUUAGGAAAUUUUCCAGAUAAGUGACCGAUAUAUGUUAACGGUUCUACGAUGUCAUUGAUCACCCUUUUUAUUGUUUCCAUUUGGAUUCCAUUAAA
Messenger RNA from Dunckerocampus dactyliophorus (ringed pipefish), 4588 nucleotides. It is a transcript of the gene csf3r, whose product is annotated as colony stimulating factor 3 receptor (granulocyte). NCBI's taxonomy places the organism in Eukaryota, Metazoa, Chordata, Actinopteri, Syngnathiformes, Syngnathidae. The transcript is spliced from 18 exons. Gene Ontology annotation, cellular component: external side of plasma membrane. Gene Ontology annotation, biological process: cytokine-mediated signaling pathway. The record is from RefSeq and is a predicted model, not a curated record. Bases 305 to 2797 code for a protein of 830 amino acids. Gene Ontology annotation, molecular function: cytokine receptor activity; protein binding.